This is a messenger RNA of Chelonoidis abingdonii (Abingdon island giant tortoise), 4555 nucleotides long. The record is from RefSeq and is a predicted model, not a curated record. Lineage: Eukaryota; Metazoa; Chordata; Testudines; Testudinidae.
CUGAGGCGGGCGGCUGCUCCCAGCAGCGCUCGGCGUGACGGGGCGGGGUCCUGCCAGUCACACGCGGCUGUUGUUUCCCGGAGCUGAUGGGGAAAGCAGUAGCCGAGCCCCGCCCCAGCCCCUCGGCAGCCACCGCCACCGCGUCCGCCUGCGGGAAAAGACGAGCGGCCUCAGCCCGAAGCAGAUCUGUCUGGGGGGAGGAAUCCUGGCACAGAUCGGCCGGAGGUCUCUGCCAAUAUAAUCCUGGGUGAGGGCUGCUGUUCUGCUGUAAGCAGGGGGCAGUGAUGAGGAGAAGAGUAAAAGAGAGUGUAGCCGGCUGGCUAAGAGGUGCGCUGGUGGAAAAACAAUGCUCAACAGCCCUCCCUGGGAUCGCAAUUUAAAGGUGUUUUCUCCAGCUCAAUCGUUGAGGAUGAAUGAAAUGAAUAGAUGUUAACCACGUGAACACAUCUUCUGACGUGUACAUUUAUCAUAAUGGGAAACACUAACUCCAAAAGAAAUCCUCCCCCUCUACCAAACAACACAGAGAAGGGUACCAAUGUGACUGCAGGUCAGAGAGACUUCAAGCAAAAUCAUGAAUUGUGUGGCCUGUCUCUUGAGAUAGAAAGGAUCUCUACAAAAGUUUCAGAAAUUCACAGCAGUGAUGAGGAUCCUGAGGAUGUGUUUUACAAGUUUGUGAUUCUGCAUGCUCAGAAUGAUGCAGCUGAAGCCAGCAGACUCCAGCAUCUGCUACAAAAUAAAUUUUGUAUUAAACCUGGAAUAAUCUUUGCUGAAAUGCCUAGUGGUAGACAUUUCUUCCAAAACUUAAAUGAUGCUGUGAAUAGGUCAGCAUGGACUAUUAUUCUCUUGACAGAACAUUUCUUGAGUGAGGCUUGGUGUGAGUUCCAGUCUUAUGCCUCCCUGAUGAACGCUCUUAACACACAGCAUAAAUAUAACUCUGUUAUACCACUGAGGCCACUGAAUAAUCCACUUCCAAGGGAGAAGACUCCUUGUGUCCUACAAGCCAUUAAUGCACUGGAAGAAGAUAGUCCUGGCUUUGCUAAACAAGUGGAGAAGAUUUUCCAGGAGUCGACAUACAGGCAACAGCAAGCAAUAUGGAAGAAAGAAAGAACAAAUGCGACACACUAGAGCUAUUGGAAUGAUGAAAGACAUGCAUAAAGACAGUUAAAUCGAUUAAUUAAAUUGAAGAAGGUAAAUCAGUUGUCGUACUCAUCUCAAGUAAGAGAGGGAAACCUUCUUUUGAGAAACUACCCCACAGAAAAGAUGGUGGUAAGAGUUUCCCAUAAAGGCAUUAUUGUUAUUACUUAACACCUGUAUGAUUUCAGCAGUAUUAUCAAGAUGUGGCAAAUCAUCACCUUGACCCCUUUAUUUAUUAUAUGCCACUUUCCCCUACUCAUUUCUGUUUGUCUGGCUUCUCUUUGUAUUGUAUGCUCUACUGGGCAGAUACCUUGUCUUCCUUUAAGUUUGUAUAGCUCCUCACAUGUUGUAACUGCUACUGGAAACAAAUAAUAAAUAGGGUAGUACUAACAGUGGCUGUUAUUGAGAGCCAACAGAAGCUAUACAGGAUAACAUCCUGUAAGGAAGGCUAUUCUAUUAAUAACAAUAUUUAGAUAAGUAAUAUAAAUAUGUUAGAAAUACUUACCAAUGUUACAAAACCAGGGAAAUACAUUCAGCACCCUACAUAUGCUGCUAUUUUAGGAAAUAAGACUCUCAAAAUAUGUGUGCUCUACUUUUGUCAUGUUUGCAAUUGUUAAAAAGCAUAUAUUUUCUAAUGAUGCAUCUUGACCAAAUGGGUAGGUGCAUUUUAAAAAUUAAAAUAAACAAACACUCUCAAUUUCUUUUGACUAAACUUGUUUUUUGUUCAAGUCUUAAAGAAAAAACUGGCAAAGUGAUGCAUAGAGAGAUGGAACUUGGGAGACUGUGUGAAGAUCUUAGAGAUAAGGAUGUACCUAAAGAAUUGCUCUCUGUAGCUCAAAAGCUUUUCUGUUGAUGAAAGAGACAUUAGCUAAAAGAUAUUACCUCACCCACCUGUCUCUCUUAGAGAUAAGAAUCAUGCAUUCAUGUUGGAAAGGGAGAAAUUUUAGAAGUUAAAUCAUUUUGAGUUAUUUAAGUUUAAAACACUUCCAGUAUCCCAGUUCUUAGGCAUAUUUUCCCACAUUUAUUAAAAUGGAUUUACACUAGUAUGUGUUUUUCCUUUACAUGAUAGGAUUAAUGCCCAUGAUUCAAUUGUUUGAUUAAGUCAGAUUUAAGUGCACUUGUGUAAUGUUGAUAGGGAGUGAAGGAAGUAUUAAUCCAGUAGUAAAGUCUUUGCUGUUUCUAAUGAAAGGGGAAGAAUGACAUUUGGGAAUUUUAAUACUUCUUAAUACCCAUUUCUGUGUCGGUUUCAUUCUCUGAAAUCACUUGUUCUGUGCAAGUGGUGACUGUGAACUUCUGAUCAAAAUCACUUGUCCCUUGCUGAGGAGAAAAAACAGUAGGAUUUGAUCCUUGGCACAAUAUCUGUCCAAUAGCAGUUGGAUGUUAGGAGAUCCUGUGUUCUAAUCGUGGCUGUGCCACUCACUGACUUGCUGCUUGACUUCAGAGAAGCAAUUUCUCCUGCUGCCUCAGUUUCCUUCUCUGUAAAAUGAGACUAAUACUUUCUGACAAAGGUGUUAUGAGAAUUAGUUACGUCUGUACAGUGCUUUGAACAUUAUAUAUAUAUAAAAAAAUGCUAUGCACCAUCAGGCCACAUCAGCCUAUCGUGUGGUAAAACCAAAGAGAGGUGAAAUUGGGGAGGAGUUCUCCAUAUGCACUCCCUCACAACAUCAUCUUGCUGAGAAGGGGAUUUUCCCCCAUGGGGAGAAGGAAGUAUAUGCACUCUAAACCCAUCAGAACCCCAUAGGGCCCUCUGCCUCUACACCGCCUGUAGCUCUGGUGGCCCCAUUAGCUACUUUCAUGCUUCCCUGAUCCUAGGCCUUUGCCACAGACAGACCCAGUGCACCUAUAUUAAAGCAGCCUUUGGGUUGCUCUAAAAUACAGCCAAUACAGUAGCCUUCAGGGGCUAUUAUGGCAGCUACGACUCACCAAGACAAUGGGAAGCUCUGGUCAUGCAUCCUACACCAACCAACUAGCAGGCUGUGAUGUAGGAGCUGUUACAGUGGUUUUUUAGCACACUAGCUUUGUGCUGCUUUGCAGCAAUAGGGUUACGCAAGGUGUCCCUAGUAAAGCUGAGGAUCAGGUCCUAUUUAUUCAUUAUGUGAUAUUUAUGAUGUCAGGGACUCUGACAACAGGGUGAAACUUCUUAUUGGCUAUGAAUCUCUCAUCAUUUAUGUUGUCUACCAAAACAAAUACCUGCGGGAGACCCCUGCUGACUGACCAGAUACUAAAGCUGUACGAAGGCUGAUAGUCAGCUUUGCUGAACACUUUAAAAUGACUAAAUACCAAUUGUCUAAAUUUGAAAUGAGAUCAGUCAGGCCUCUCUAAGGUCUGCAAAAGAAGUCUUGCUCCAGUCCCCUUGGGAUUUUCCUAGCCGCUGAAGAACUCCUGAAAUUGCUUAGUGACCUAGGACAGUGUCCGACGCAGACAAUGUUGACUACAAGUGCUCAGCAACAAGGAGAGCAGCUGGCAGCAUCAGAUAGACAGCUGAGUGGAGAGUGUGUAAAGACUGGGUUUAGGAUUAUAAAACAAAACUGAGAUCAGCAUGAACAGAACCCUGUUCUGUUGCCUUACAGUGCAGGGUACAAGUCUCUUAUCUACUUUCCUUAAAGGAUUGGAUGGAUCAAGGGAGGAUUUUAAUUGUGAAGGGUUGGUAGAGCUCUUCUUCUGUGUACACUGAUCCAUUUGAUUUAAUUACUGUCUGGUUUUUAUUAAGGUUUUUUAAUUUUUUACUUUUCAAUAGAAAAAUUACAAUAGACAAAUAAUUUUGGGUUGUUUUUCUUUUCUAAAAUUAAAGUUACCAUCUGUAAUGUACAGCAUACCGUUAAAAUAUAUAUAUAUGCAACAACCUUAAUAUUAAACUAUGAAAUCAAAUGAUUUAAUGCUUUGCAAUUUAUGGGAGGAAACACACACAAGGCAGGAAGGAGAGUAUGAAAGCGGGGAAAAUAAGGUGGAGAAAGAGUUAAGGGGGUGCAGGAAGGGGAAGGAGGUCUGGACUGGCCCCUGCGCCUUGGAGUUCCUUAGUCAAAUGUUUCUAAAUGGAGCUCAGAUUUCUUUAAACUCAGGUAAUUGGUCCCUGUGGAGAAAGCAACCCUUUGGCCGCUAAGUCAAAGAAGUCAGAACAUAAUUGUUCUAGUCAGUGCCAUGAUUUAUUUUCAUCUGUAAAAUCAUUCGCUUGUGGCUGCUCUCAGAAACCAUGAACAUUAUGCUGGAGAGAGGCCCAAAUUCAAGGGUAAAUAUUCUGAUGUGGUUCUUGGCUGAUGUUUGAUUGCUCAAGUCCAAAAUUAUUUUAAUUCUAGUGUCAACUUCUGUCUGCAUGUUUAACCAGAAGACAUUCCCACAACACGUGGUACUGUCUUGUGUUUUUAAAAGAAUGUAAAGAAAACUAGAUAGUGACCCUAAAUAAAAACGAUCCUCUCGCUACCUC